Messenger RNA from Coregonus sp. 'balchen', 34672 nucleotides. The record is from the annotation of a GenBank genome assembly. Lineage: Eukaryota; Metazoa; Chordata; Actinopteri; Salmoniformes; Salmonidae.
AUGCAUCCUCUCUUGAUUAUCUCUCAUUCUGAUGUUUUGUCUUCUGCCCAGCAGAUCAGAAUGGGAAACACUGACAGCCAGUACAGCAGCUUUAACGUCCCUGGGAAACCCAAACCCUGCUCUCUAAAGUUCCACUCCACUAAAGAGGAGGCCCUGUCCCCCCAUAGCUGGUGGAGGGGCAGCGAGGGGAGCAGUCAGGGAUACAGAACCAGAGGCAAGGGAGGGAGGGGCUGCCUGCCCCAGCACAAGAUCACUCACAACCAGCCUUAUGGCUCUUCGCAACACUAUGAGCACCACAUCACUAAGGAGGGCAGGGAACUGGGGGGGUCCCCGGGAGCCAAGCUGAAGCAUAACUCUUCACAGAGGUGUGGCAGAGGGGACGGUUCCCAAGUGACCAGGAAAAAUGUCUGUCAUACCGGUUACAGUUACCUGGAGAGUAGUGGGGAGAGUGUUAACAGUCUCGGGGCUAACGGACAGCACACCCCCGAAAGGACUUCUCCGUGUGAGCACGGGGGGCCCCUAGAGAGCCGCAGCAGCCCCAAGGUGCUCCUCAGUAAGGACGGCAGCAUGCGUGUUGAGUUCACCAACGGCAGGCGGAUGUCACUGGAGCCCCAGGGUCUGUCAGGCCACAGCCACCCUGUGGAAGCCGCCCCAGAGGCCUCUCUGACUAGGACCAGCAAGGGCAGCUCCCUGAGCUCCGAGGGCUCCUGGUACGACUCUCCCUGGGGGAACGCCACGGAGCUCAACGACAAUGUAUUCACCUGUAGUCAGACCGUAGCGGGGGACAACAGCAGCGGCUACACCACCUACUCCUCCACGCGCACCGAGGAGACUGGCUGCGGCUACAACACCUUCUCGUCCGCCCGCACUGAGGACAUCUCCCCGGGGUUCAAUCCCAGCCUCCUCUUCCAGACUGUGGAUAGUAACGGUCAAUAUACAAGCCGAGGGUUUAACAGCAACGGGUAUAACACUUGCUCUUCGGGCCGCACUGAGGACAGUGGUAUCGGGGACUCCAUGAUCCUUCACCCGGAGCAGAGUCAGUUUAGCCUCAUGUCCCCUCCCGUGUCCCUGUCUGACCUCUACUCUAACCCCAGCGUGGCGGCUGUGUUCCCCACUACUCAGUUCCAGGACGUUCCCCAGCAACGGGGGUCGCUGGCUUCGGUACUGACCCUGGACGCGGUCAUCCAGGAGGAGAGUUCGGGGUUGUACGACCAGCGCUACUCCUCCUCUCACAGUCACACGCUGCCAUGCAGGAGGGUCGCCGCCACGGCGGCCACCGAGCCCUCCGCCAUCGUGGUCGGUAACAGCAGGAAGGACCACCUGAAGAGCCGCAUCAGGCGCCUCAGCGACUGGACGGGAAGUCUGAGCAGGAAGAAAAGAAGACUACAGGUGAGGGAAGAGGGGAAGAAAGAGGGGAUGGGAGGAGGGAAGGGUACACAGUGAAGGGGGGAAGACUGGGCAUGUAGUGUAGACUCUUUAUCAGAUGACGUGUCCCCAGUUGUCUAGGAGAUGAGAUAAGACUGCUCGCUGAGUCUGUGUGAUGGUAAUCUCAUUGUUUUGGUCAACGUGAUUGGCUGAUGGCGGUUGGCUCUUAAAUCCAGUCUGACGAUGCAGAUCAUUGCAGUGCCACAUGAAUGUCUCUCUGUCACACGUCAUCCUAUGGCUCUUUAAUACCCUCAGUUUACAUCUGACAGACUGGAUCUUUGGAGAUACAUGUGUAGCUUGUUCUUUAAACAAAAUCAAACCAUUGAGAUAAACACUACUAUGAAAGGAAAAAACACCACAAAAGAACUUAUUCUAACAAUAGUUACCCGCUGGAACAUUUUCAGAACCUUAGAUAAUUUUGACAGAUAUUAUGUAAGACUAUAGGCCAGUCUCCCUAAGGCUUUGUGUAGAAUUAGAUAAUAUUUACAUGGGAAAGAUUUCAAAGAUCGAUGUUGUCGGUUCAGAAAGGAAACCUUCCCCGCUCCUUUUGUCGCUGGAGAAUAUUACAUUGGUAUUUCCUUACUUUAACAGAACGUUUCCUAAAAGUUCAAACAUGGUUACAUUUAAUUUCAAUUUUGGUAACGUUCUCCAACUGGUUUGACAUUGGGAAUUUUCUAAAAUAGUUCAGAGAACGUUAAGAAAAAACGUUAUUCUGUGGGAAUUUCAGUUCAAUCGAAUACAGGCUUAACUGAAUGGACAACAAAGACAGAAUGCAAUAUGGAAUUUUUAUUAAAUAAAUUGGGGUAGGUCUCGUCUCCGGGAAAUGCUCCACGGAACCAGAUGUGGAUGACAGGUAACCCUUUGCUGGGACAGCUGGCAUCGACUAAUUCCAUGGACAGAACACAGAAGAUCAUGGUUUGAAUCUCACUGACGCUGUGCCACAAUAAAAAAUAAAUGUGUUUGCAUGAUUAAUACAUUUUUACAUUUACAUUUUAGUCAUUUAGCAGACGCUCUUAUCCAGAGCGACUUACAGUUAGUGAGUGCAUACAUUAUUUUUUUUUCAUACUGGCCCCCCGUGGGAAUACCUAAGCAAAUUAAUUUCCAUGUGCUCUAUCUGUGUUUAGAGUUCAAAACAGUUAACCUAAGCUAGAAGUGUCUUAUUGAAACAUGUUCUCAAAAAAUAAAUUAUAAUGUCCAUAUCACAGAAUGUUCAGUUUUACCGGUCAGGAAACUUAUUGUUUCGUUCCCAGAACCAAUGGGAAACCAAAAACGUACGUUCCCACAACUUCCAAUGAACCAAAUGUGCUAGCUGGGUAGGCUCCUGCUCCUAUGAGCGGUUCCGGCUAGCACAAGCCAAGGCCAAGUCGCAAAAAUGUUUGCUCUAGAUUGGUCUGUAUAAUAUCCAUGUCUUCUGUUACCCGUACCAGCAACAUUCCAGGGUAUUAUUGUAUUAUAUAAUGUUAGAGUAUCAUAUUAGAGUAUCUCACAAUACAUCUCAUAUUAUGUUCUAAUACAAAUAGAAAAUCAUUACAUCCUGUCCAGGAAAUGGUAAAUCGAGAAAUACAUGAGAAUGUUGCUCUUCUGUGUCCCUGAUAUUGCGAUAUUGUUAGAUGAUCGUUCAACUUUAAUGGUCUUUUUAAGGUCUAGCUAUAUAUUCAUACUUUUUUUCCUCUCCAACCAUCCUGCUCUGUCUCUCUCUCCCUAGGAGCCUUAUGGUAGCGAGACCAGUGAGGGCUUUAGCAGUGGAGUGGACCCUGGGUUAGGUAACUCUAGCUCCCAGUUAACUGGUCCACUAUGGAAUCCCCUCCACACCCAGACCUACACCCACACCAAGGGCCAACAGUGCCACAGUGACGCUCUGCGCCAGAACAUCUACGAGAACUUCAUGCAGGAGCUGGAGACAGGACGCUACAGUGGGCCGGAGCGGACUGAGCCCUCGGAGGAGGGAGAGGAGGAGGAGAUGGGGGGAGGGGUGGGAAUAGGAGAGGGAGAGCAGGGGGGGAGCAGUGGCAGUGGCUCCCUGGGUUCCCUGGAGCAGCUGGACCUGCUGUUUGAGAAGGAGCAGGGGGUGGUGCGCAGGGCCGGCUGGCUCUCCUUCAAGCCCAUCCUCACCCUGCACAAGGACAGGAAGCUGGAGCUGGUGGCCCGUAGGAAGUGGAGGCAAUACUGGGUCACACUCAAAGGUAGGGCUCCCUCCUCCUUCCACCUGCACUCGCUGGAAAUAACCUGUGCUACAUACAGACAAUAGGUGUGCAUCCCAAAUGGCACCCUAUUCCCUAUAUAGUGCACUUCUUUUGACCAGAACCCGAGUGCACUAUAAAGGGAAUAGGGUGCCAUUUUUAGGGUGCCAUUUGGGAUGCAGUUUAGGUCCACCUUGGGAAAGAAGUCUUCUGACCAUAAUGGGACAACCUAGUUAAAUAAAGGUUAACAGAAUAGCAUUUGCUACUACAUGCAUUUUGUUUGAUAUACAUUGCAUUCGGAAAGUAUUCAGACCCCUUGACUUUUACCACAUUUUGUUAUGUUACAGCCUUAUUCUAAAAUGGAUUAAAAAAAAAAAAAUCAUCAUCAAUCUACACACAAUACCCCAUAAUGACAAAGCAAAAACAGGUUUUUAGAAAUGUUUGCACAUUUCAAAGAAAAAUAAUAAUAAACUGAAAUAUUUAAUUUACAUAAGUAUUCAGACCCUUUACUCAGUACUUUGUUGAAGCACCUUUGGCAGCGAUUACAGCCUCGAGUCUUCUUGGGUAUAACGCUACAAGCUUGGCACACCUGUAUUUGGGGAGUUUCUCCCAUUUCUUCUCUGCAUAUCCUCUCAAGCUCUGUCAGGUUGGAUGGGGAACGUCGCUGCACAGCUAUUUUCAGGUCUCUCCAGAGAUGUUCGAUCGGGUUCAAGUCCGGGCUCUGGCUGAGCCACUCAAGGACAUUCAGAGACUUGUCCCAAAGCCACUCCUGUGUUGUCUUGGCUGUGUGCUUAGGGUCGUUGUCCUGUUGGAAGGUGAACCUUCAUCCCAGUCUGAGGUCCUGAGCGCUCUGGAGCAGGUUUUCAUCAAGGAUCUCUCUGUACUUUGCUCCGUUCAUCUUUCCCUCGAUCCUGACUAGUCUCCCAGUCCCUGCCGCUGAAAAACAUCCCCACAGCAUGAUGCUGCCACCACCAUGCUUCACUGUAGGGAUGGUGCCAGGUUUCCUCCAGACGUCACGCUUGGCAUUCAGGCCAAAGAGUUCAAUCUUGGUUUCAGCAGACCAGAGAAUCUUGUUUCUCAUGGUCUGAGAGUCCUUUAGGUGCCUUUUGGCAAGCUCCAAACGGGCUGUCAUGUGCCUUUUACUGAGGAGUGACAUCCGCCUGGCCACUCUACCAUAAAGGCCUAAUUGGUGGAGUGCUGCAGAGAGCGUUGUCCUUCUGGAAGGUUCUCCCAUCUCCACAGAGGAACUCUGGGGCUCUGUCAGAGGGACCAUUGGGUUCUUGGUCACCUUCCUGACCAAGGCCCUUCUCCCCCGAUUGCUCAGUUUGGCCGGGCGGCUAGCUCUAGGAAAAGUCUUCGUGGUUCCAAACUUCUUCCAUUUAAGAAUGAUGGAGGUCACUGUGUUCUUGGGGACCUUCAAUGCUGCAGACAUUUUUUGGUACCCUUCCCCAGAUCUGUGCCUCGACGCAAUCGUGUCUCUGAGCUCUACGGACAAUUCCUUCGACCCCAUGGCUUGGUUUUUGCUCUGACAUGCACUGUCAACUGUGGGACCUUAUAUAGACAGGUAUGUGCCUUUCCAAGGUAUGUCCAAUCAAUUUAAUUUACCACAGGUGGACUGCAAUCAAGUUGUAGAAACAUCUCAAGGAUGAUCACUGGAAGCAGGAUGCAUAGCAAAGGGUCGGAAUACUUAUGUAAAUAAGGUAUUUCUGUUGUUUAUUUUUAAUAAAUAAAAACCUGUUUUCGCUUUGUCAUUGUGAGGUAUUGUGUGUAGAUUGAUGAGGAUUUUUAUUUAUUUCAUCCAUUUUAGAACAAGGCUGUAACAAAAAAAAAAGGUGGAAAAAGUCACGGGGUCUGAAUACUUUCCGAAUGCACUAUGUUCGGUAGGUAUUCCCCUUACAAGGCUAUUGUUGACAUUGAGUCAUUGUGUCAUAAUAUGGUUCUAGAGCUGUGUCUUAGAUAAAGCCUCCUCUCCUCCCUGGUGCAUACAGGGUGUACCCUCCUGUUCUAUGAGACCUAUGGGAAGAGCAGCUGUCCCGAGCAGGAGCUGUCUCCGCGCUACGCCCUGCUGGCCGAGGACAGCAUUGUCCAGGCCGUCCCCGAACACCCCAAGAAGGAGAACGUCUUCUGCCUGAGCAACGCCUAUGGAGACGUCUAUCUGUUCCAGGUACGUUCUACCCUAGGCUCGCACACCAGGAUUCUAAAGCUCGGAAGUAUAGUAUAUGCCUGUGCAAUAGCCUGGGGACGAGGUUAGUUCUACACAGACUGUUGUGCCGUCAACAGAGGCACCUGUCAUGGAGGCCCUCAUUCACCAUUGUUAUUUGAGAUCUGCAGUACAUCGUCAUUUUUGAUGCAGUCGUUACAAAUUGGACAUUGCAAUACCAUGAGCUUGUUUCUUUCUCUUAGAGCGCAGUGUGAAUGUAAGAGGGAACAUUUUGGGGUUUUCUGCUAUAUGCCCUGCUCCUGCCUCAUGGACCCCUUGUGAUGGAGUUGUGGUUUCAACUCAGUCUGUUUCAGUCUGUUGCAUUCUUUUUAGAACGGUUGUAUAUUUUAACAACUCCAUAUGCUAUGGGACAACCACAAGUAUGGACUGGGCUGUCGUCUGCUUUUUAGGAUGGAAUGUGCUGCUGUUCUGGUUGGUAAUGACUAUAUUGGUGUUGGUUGUGUCCUGUCUGGAUGUAUUGACAGCUUUAGAGCUCCAUUGUUAUUUGUUCUAUAAGGGAGUGAAAUGGUAGGGUUGGGAAAAACGUCCCUACUGGCUGGUCUGAGUAGACUAGUUGGGUAUAGGAGCGUCCUAAAUGGCAUCCUAUUCCCUAUAUAGUGGCCUAUGGGCCCUGGUCAAAAGUAGUGCACUGUGUAGGGAAUAGGGUGCCAUUUGGCAUGCAUCCUGUGUGUCUGUUUGGCAAUAGGGUUGUUGACCUCUUUUUCCACAUUUGAGAGGGAAAGUGUUGUCUCUUUAAUGUUCUCCGCACUCAGUUUUACGAGUGUUGAAAACACCUUCUUAUUCCCAGAGAGUAACGUUCAUUUGAUUCAGUCACCAAGUGUUUACUAGACACACAAAUCACACUUCAGGGCAGUAUCUACCCAACGCACCAUGGCAACGAGGGGGUAACUGAGGGGAGUGAAGCUUUGUAGCAUAGUCAUGAAUGUGUCAAAGAGCUUUUGUCUGGCACUUAAAGAUCCCGGCGUCUGGGUAGAGAGAAAGAAAGACGGGUAAUGAGAGCCAUGUUCUCCUGCCCUUGCCCUGGCCUGGCACUGUGUCACCUGGCCCCAUGUUCCCCCGCCCUACCAUGGCACUGUGUCACCUGGCCCCAUGUUCCCCCGCCCUACCAUGGCACUGUGUCACCUGGCCCCAUGUUCCCCCGCCCUACCAUAGCACUGUGUCACCUGGCCCCAUGUUCCCCCCGCCCUACCAUAGCACUGUGUCACCUGGCCCCAUGUUCCCCCGCCCUACCAUGGCACUGUGUCACCUGGCCCCAUGUUCCCCCGCCCUACCAUAGCACUGUGUCACCUGGCCCCAUGUUCCCCCGCCCUACCAUAGCACUGUGUCACCUGGCCCCAUGUUCCCCCGCCCUACCAUAGCACUGUGUCACCUGGCCCCAUGUUCCCCCGCCCUACCAUAGCACUGUGUCACCUGGCCCCAUGUUCCCCCGCCCUACCAUAGCACUGUGUCACCUGGCCCCAUGUUCCCCCGCCCUACCAUAGCACUGUGUCACCUGGCCCCAUGUUCCCCCGCCCUACCAUGGCACUGUGUCACCUGGCCCCAUGUUCCCCCGCCCUACCAUAGCACUGUGUCACCUGGCCCCAUGUUCCCCCGCCCUACCAUAGCACUGUGUCACCUGGCCCCAUGUUCCCCCGCCCUACCAUAGCACUGUGUCACCUGGCCCCAUGUUCCCCCGCCCUACCAUGGCACUGUGUCACCUGGCCCCAUGUUCCCCCGCCCUACCAUGGCACUGUGUCACCUGGCCCCAUGUUCCCCCGCCCUACCAUGGCACUGUGUCACCUGGUGCCCCCAUGGUUCACCUCCCCGCCCCGCCUACCAUGGCACUGUGUCACCUGGCCCCAUGUUCCCCCGCCCUACCAUGGCACUGUGUCACCUGGCCCCCAUGUUCCCCCCGCCCUACCAUGGCACUGUGUCACCUGGCCCCAUGUUCCCCCGCCCUACCAUGGCACUGUGUCACCUGGCCCCAUGUUCCCCCGCCCUACCAUGGCACUGUGUCACCUGGCCCAUGUUCCCCCGCCCUACCAUGGCACUGUGUCACCUGGCCCCAUGUUCCCCCGCCCUACCAUAGCACUGUGUCACCUGGCCCCAUGUUCCCCGCCCUACCAUGGCACGGUGUCACCUGGCCCCAUGUUCCCCCACCCUACCAUAGCACUGUGUCACCUGGCCCCAUGUUCCCCCGCCCUACCAUGGCACUGUGUCCUCUAGCCCUGUUCCUCCCCGCAGGCUGCCAAUCAAACAGACCUGGAGAACUGGGUGACGGCCAUCCACUCUGCCAGCGCCUCUCUGCUGGCGAAGAGACAGGGGAAGGAAGACACGGUGCGGUUACUGAGGAGCCAGACCCGCGCCCUGCUGCAGAAGAUAGACAUGGACAGCAAGAUGAAGAAGAUGGCUGAGCUGCAGCUGUCUGUCAUCAGUGACCAGAGGAACAGGAAGGCCAUCGAGAGCCAGGUGAGGCACUGAGAUGGGUUAGUGUCUGUGUGUAUUUUUGUUUAACUAUCCUUGUGGGUACCAGAAGUCCUCACAAGGAUAGUAAAACAAGGAAAAUUCGGACAAGUGGAGACAUUUAAGCUAUUUUAGGCUUAGGGGUUAGGGUUAGAAUUAGGGUUAGGGUUAGAAUUAGGGUUAGGGUUAGAAUUAAGGUUAGGGUUAGAAUUAAGGUUAGGGUUAGGGGUUACGGUUAGGUUUAGGGUUAGGAGUUAGGGUUAAGUAUAGUUUUAGGGUUAGCAGUUUGGGGUUAAGGUUAUGGUUAAGUUAAGGUUUAAGGUUAGGAUUAGAUUUAGGGUUAGGGGUUAUGGAAAAUAGGAUUUUGGAUGGGAAUCAAUUCUUUGGUCCCAGCAAGGAUAGCAAUACAAAACUGUGUGCGUGUGAGUCUUAAGCAGGGCCGGACUACCGCAUUUGGGGCCCCGUCCUCCAGGGAGCCCCCCCAAAAUAUAUAAUGCAUUCAACACAUUUUGUCAUGAGUCUAUGAGAAAAUGUUGCAGUUUUAAAGUUAAUUUCCUCCUGCAAUUCUACACAUUUUGCUAUCAUAUGAUAUGAUUUUGUCUUCUUUUUUUUUUUUAUCUGGGGGGUCCUUGACCACCAGGGGCCCCACAACUCCCCCCAAAAAUAAAAAAUAAAGAAGACAAAAUAAAUGGUUGGGGACCCCCUGGAGGUCGGGGGCCACGUGCACGUGCCCUUCGUGCCAGUUUGGUAAUCCGGCCGUGGUCUUAAGAUCAAGGGCCACCCUUAGGCUGAGCCAUUCAAACAAGCAGUUAGUUAAAUUGGCCUAUUAGGUCAUUAGUGUCUCAGCUCCAAUGGAAACCAGACCAUUCUCUCCUGUAGAACCAUACAUAUUUUAACACCUGCAUGACAUCUUGUUUCUGUCCAUAAUCUGCGAGUUACAACCUCCAUGUAAUGGCAAAAAUCAUUACGCUAUAACAACCUUCCUUGUGGUUGUGGAACAUAGUGACAUGAGCUUAGAUGUGUUGGCAGCAUCAUUUGUUGAAACUGGAGCUUUCAGAACCAAGUACCCUGCCACCAUGACAUUUCUAUUCCAGAUGUUCUCAGUCUGAUAGACUAGUACGAUCAACAUAUUCUAUCCACUCCUCAUAGAAGUCUGUUGUAAUGGGAAACCCAGAUGAGGGGGACAUUUUAUAGCGUAGCAAACCAAAUGCUGAUGUGUUGACAGACAGCAGUGGUUCCCGGAGCAGCAUUAGGGGUAGUUAGGGGUCCUUUCUUCUUAAUGGCAGGACAGGGGGUGGGGGUGGGUCAUCAUGCCCAGUUUGUGAGGUAAUCAAGGUGGGGGGGGGGGGGGGGGGACCACUGCUGCAGCUGGUCUCAUCUCCAAGCCCACCGGCCACUUUGAUGUCUGACGAUCGGUCUCUCUGAAAGUGAUACUAGCUCUCUCUGCCAUUUGAAGUGAACCUCUUAAGCCUCCUCUCUAGAUUAAAUCCUGAUCUCACAAACAAUGACUCUGUUAUAACACAUGCACCCUCUGUGAAGGAGAGAGAGAAGAAAGGAGGAUUGAGAGAAGAGAGGGGGAAUGAGAGCGAGAGAGCGAUAAGGGUGAUUAUGUAGCUCCAAUUAGCCAUGUGGCUCGUUCUGUAGUUAGAGACGCCCUUCUGAAUGAGAGGGUGGAGGCCAUUCUGUCACCAUGUCACCCUCACAUAGAGGUGCUCUGGUAUUGUCACAUCACCAAAAGUGUGUGAAUAAAGCCGCUAACAUGGCGAACUGUGUCAAACUUGGCCAAACUCGAAAUGACUCUGGCUGUGACUAUGAGUCUGUGUUGCUCCCCUGCCUGGUCUCUCUUUGUCAAUGAGAGGGUGGAGAGGCCAUUCUGGCACCUUGAAAGUGACCGUAACCUUUAUGUACUGUGGUGUAACCCGGUGUCCUGUCUGUUUCUCCCCAGAUUCAGCAGUGGGAGCAGAACCUGGAGAAGUUCCACAUGGAUCUGUUCCGGAUGCGCUGUUACCUGGCCAGCCUGCAGGGCAGUGAGCUCCCCAACCCCAAGAGUCUCCUGGCCGUGGCAGGACGCCCCUCUAAGACCGCUCUGGGACGCCUGGGGAUCUUCUCUGUCUCCUCCUUUCAUGCCCUGGUGAGGCCUGAUCUACUGCUUCACAUCCAUAUCAACCCUCAGCUUGGGACAUUGGAUUUCGCACAUUCUCUGGAACAGUUCCAUUGAAAACACCUUUAUUUAUCACCUUAGGUGCAAUUAAGAAUGUUAUUGAAUGCCAUCUAUGUUUACUAUGAUCAGAAAACAUCAGCAUGCUCUCUGGUCAGAUUUGUAAUACAGAGACUUGGGAUCUUUAAAGUCUCUAACCACAGAAGUGAUGUCUUUUAAUGUCUGUUCUCAGAUCUGCACCCGUGACGAGGCAACCCUGCGGAGACGUUGCCAGUCUUUUUCCAGAGGGGCUCGGAAUAAGAGGGGUCUCUUCUCCUCCCUCAAGGGUCUGGACAGCUUGACCAAACGCAGCAAGGAGAAGGGGGAGUCCGUGUCCCAGGUACUGUACAACCUCCCUAGAGCCUCCUUACAACCUUCCUACAACCUCCCUACAGCCUUCCUACAAGCUUCCUACAAGCUUCCUACAACCGUCCUACAACCGCCCUACAACCUCCCCACAGCCGCCCAACAACCUUCCUACAACUGCCCUACAAACUCCCUAUAACAACGUCCAUACAAAUGCCCUACAACCUUCCUACAACCUCCAUACAACCUUCCUACAACCUCCCUAUACCGCCACACCACGUGAAUGGGAAAAGUAUAUAGGUAAAGAAUAUCUCAUUGAGGAGGUAAUGAAGUUCUGUGGUGCUCUUGGAUGAACCUCCCAAAAGCCUUUAUUAGGUGAACUGAACCAUCAGCUGGGAAAAUAUCUGUGCUGGUUACCCCGUUGCCCCCUGGCUGCUGCACUCCCAUUUGCCUUUUGCCUGUUCUCCUUUUUAUCACCUGUAUAAACAAUCCUUUACAAGGGACCACUUGGCUCCCAACCCGAUGGCACGUUUCUGGAGCCCUUCUGUUUUUAAACAGAGAGCCUGUUUGUUAAAUCCAUUGGAGAAAAAGAAGCGGGUUGGUUCAUGGAAUGCGUUUUAAGCACUGACUGACUCCUCACGAGCCAUGACCCAUAAAUUAGCCAGACAGAGGGAGUUGAACUUUUCCAGCGGGAGGGAGACGGGGUUGCUCAUCGUAAAACUAUCUUUCCUGUACGUUGUUUGGGAACAUUCCAAAUAGAGGUGAUGAGUGAGGGAGUUGUUUUCCCCAGUCAGGGGCAGAGCUAGCAACCUGCUGAAAUCCUCAUCAGUCAUUGAAGUCAAGUCAGUCUCUCCAACACCCCAGCCCCUUUCUCAGCCCCAACCCCCAGCUCUGUCCCAUCCACUGGCCCUGUCUAAGUCCCUGCCCCAACCCCUGUCCCAGAGCUAGCCCCAGACCCAACCCCUGUCCCAGAGCUAGCCCCAGACCCAACCCCUGUCCCGGAACUACCCCCAGACCCAACCCCUGACCCAGAGCUAGCCCCAGACCCAACCCCUGACCCAGAGCUAGCCCCAGACCCAACCCCUGUCCCAGAGCUAGCCCCCAGACCCAACCCCUGACCCAGAGCUAGCCCCAGACCCAACCCCUGUCCCAGAGCUAGCCCCAGACCCAACCCCUGACCCAGAGCUAGCCCCAGACCCAACCCCUGUCCCAGAGCUAGCCCCCAGACCCAACCCCUGUCCCAGAGCUAGCCCCCAGACCCAACCCCUGUCCCAGAGCUAGCCCCAGACCCAACCCCUGUCCCAGAGCUAGCCCCAGACCCAACCCCUGUCCCAGAGCUAGCCCCAGACCCAACCCCUGUCCCAGAGCUAGCCCCAGACCCAACCCCUGUCCCAGAGCUAGCCCCUGCCCCAACCCCUAUCCCAGCCCAAGCCCCACCCCCUGGCUCUGGCCCUGUCUCUGUUUGAUAAACAGCACUCAGAGAGUGGUCUAUUUUGGGAUGUUGAUAGGAUCUGUUAUCCCUAGGACUUCAGUGAAGGACAAACUACACUGGGCCCCUCUGCUUCCAUCAUUGUUUAGUUCUGUCCAGUGUGACAUUACAUUAGACAGACUGGCUGUAUUGUAAAAUAGGAUAGACAUGGUAAACCCACUUCACCCCUGACACGUGCUCUGUGUUGACAUUCUGAAAGAUACAUCUCACAGUCAUAGUCACAGGCAUACCUAGCGUCUGUGUACUCACAUGGCAUAUCCAUAUGCUGCUGAUCCAAACGGCAUACGUUGGUAAUGCCCAGGGGUGCCUGGGUAAUCAUCGGAACCAUCGCUGUAAUACACACAUAUACCAUGGUUAUACAGAUUAUGUCUAAUGUGAACCAUCACUAUCUAAUAUAAUACACACAUAUAACAUGACGGUCCAUAGAUCUCUGUACACAGGUUAAACGUAGUGCCCAAAUCCGUACAUGAUUCCCUCCUUACUCAUGGGGCAGAUAGGGAUACAUUUCCCAGCAGUGAAGUUCUUUGUUAUGAGCCUGAGUCAGAGAAAGUCUAAUCUCACUAUAGAGAGGCCAGCUAGACCACUCAAUGGAACAGACAUUACUAGAAGCCACAUGUGGUUAAUUGUUGCAAGCUGCAGCAUGCCAGCAGCGACAAACAGAUGGUCUGUGUAAACCACCGCGCCGUCCACUAAACGUCCUACAGCCCCACAUUUACCGAAGGGACUCUACUCUACCCCCUUCUCUCUGCCAGCCCAGCAAUUUAUUUUUAUUGUAGCGUGAUUGGGGGUUUGUCACUUUAAGAGCCUUGUUUUUGCUUCCAGAGAGCUGUGAUGUCAAGGUGAGGAGUCAGUCAGUCAGUCAGUCAGUCAGUCAGUCAGUCAGUCAGUCAGUCAGUCAGUCAGUCAGUCAGUCAGUCAGUCAGUCAGUCAGUCAGUCAGUCAGUCAGUCAGUCAGUGUCACUCAACCCCCGCUUCUGGAAACAGAAUAGGUCAAGAUGAAAAAUGACUAAAAUCCUACAACUAUCCAGCACUCAAGCAUUUUGUGUGCUUUUUGAGUCCCUUGUACUGAGGUUGUUGUUUAGUUCCAGCAAGCCGUUGACAUAGGCAUGGCCCCUUGUCUCUGUGGUGGUACUGCCUGCCACUGGUAGUGGGCUGAGGGCGGUGGUAUUGGUAGCGUUAUCUCUGCUGAGGGCAGACUGGUAUCUGGGUGGAGGGGAGACAGUCUCCAUCCCCACCAGCCUGAUGAGGGACGUUCCAUCUGCCUGACUGUCAGACCUGUAAUUUCAGCAUCACCAAACCCUUUAUUUCUUCCCAUGGAUCCUCCAAGUCUUAUUUAGGCCUCAAUCUGGAUCAGAAUAGUAUCAAAGCCUUUGGUUUUAGAUCGUUUUUAAUUAUAUGUAUUACAUUGUAAAUAUAGACCGAGUUAGUUCUUUUUAGUGUGCAUUUUUCUCCUGAGUCACUGAGUAGGCUUAAUGUGCGUGUUCUUUUUUCCAUGUUGCAGGUUUUGGAAGGACAAAGUAUUGGAGUGCUUGCUGGCCAUAUCCCCAACCACUGCAGCUUCGAGGUACAGUAAGCACUUUGUCCUGAAAACAUUUCCCAACAUGUUACCUCAUCAUUUCCUGCAACCAGUGGAAAUAUGUAUAUUUAUCAUAUUUCACUAGCUAACCGCAUUACAAUAUUCUAUUCAAUAACUUUAGGUUGUCAUGGAUACAUUUGUCAGCAGGGUUGGGGAGUAACUGAUUACAUGUAAUCUGAUUACCAAAAAAACGACCUGUAAUCAAUUAUGUUACCAGUGAACAGAUUGUAAUCAGAUUACAGAUACUUUUGAAAAACUAGAUGAUUACUUCUUUGAUUACUUUAAAAUUCAUAAAGGAUGAUCGCGCGAGAAGAAAAUACAUUAUGACACCUUUCUGUUUUCUCAAUGACAUUCAAUUCAGCAUUGAAAAAAGGCGCAUGUUUAAGUUUGUUCCACCUGAGCGAGUCUGACCACAAGUCAGAGACCAGUAUGAUGACAGAACAAAUGUGUUUGAUGGAUACUUUUUGUCUUCUUCUAAUGCCUCUUAAGGGGAAAGUAAUCAAAAAGUAACUGAAAGUAAUCAGAUUACGUUACUGAGUUUGGUUAAUCAAAAAAGUACCUUACUGAUUACAAUUUUGGACAGGUAACUGUAACAGAUUAUAUUUAGAAAGUAACCUACCCAACCCUGUUUGUCAGGCCUUGUCAAACUUGAUGUAAGUCGCCUAAAACUGCCCCUAAAUUUGCACUAGAACCAGGUGCUAGGGAGGGGUUGCGUCCAAAAUGGCACCCUAUUCCCUAUAACGUGUACUACUUUUCACCAGGGCCCAUAGUGACCAGAGCACUAUAUAGGGAAUAGGGUGCCAUUUGGGACGUAUUCGAGGAGUAUUGUAGUCGAUCAAUCUCAGCCUCAGACUAAUCCUCUUAUAUGGGAGAAUGAGGAUGGAGGGAUGGAGGGAUGGAGGUGGGGGGUCUUUCUAUUCACACAGGGUCGGGGCUUGCACAGCUGUCUCAACAGCAUGCUGAUCUGUUGACACUGCUCCAUGCAAACAGGCAGGCGUGAGGCGGCCGAGUUCGAGGGUCCGGGGGGUGGGGAGGGUUAGGCCGACCGAGGGUCUUUAUUCUCCCAGAAUUCCAUUGUCACCCAGUGUUAAUCCCUCUGUACAGCCAGUGAAUGGGGACACCUAUCAGUGAAUGGGAGACACCCCCGACCUCCCCUUUCACAGACCUGUUGCUGUGUACUUUCACUGUCUUUUGGCUUUAGUUCAAUACACCCGUACGUCAGCUGAGAUUGGGGUUUUCGUGGGGUUUUAAUUAAACAUCUUUGACUGAUUGAUUUUGAACAGAUGUAAUGAAAGUUGUAGUUUUUUGUCAUAGUGUAUAAACAUUUGCAUCAUGGGGCAGAAGUCACAGAAUACACAACUUUUCACCACAUUGCCAAGAGAGAUGUUAAAUUCCUGACAGAAUUAUUUAGUAACCUGUUUAAUAUAAGAAUGUAUUAUCAGUUAAGAAACCUAAAUAAACAUAAUUAUUCUCCAUCUUUGUCUCUUUGUCAAACAGAGAUUGGACGCUCUUGCCAAAAUGCAGUUGAUAGCACCACCUGAAGGCAACCCUUGGUACAGCAGUUUGGAGACUCCCGUCUGUGUGAAUAUGCCUGACAGCCAAAGCAUUACUCUGCACAUCAAACCCGAUUUUCUCGUAUCGGACGUGCUAUCUUUGGCCUGUAAGGUAAGCAGACUGCAUCUAUCGCCUCAUUAUUAAUACAUUUCAACACUCUCCUAACUCAUAACUCCCAUGUCAGCAUUUUGCCGUGAAUUCUCCAGUGACUGAUAUGGUUGUUAAAGGCAAAGAGGAAAUGAUAGGAGGGGAUUGCUGUAGGGGUGGUACGGAACAGAUACUAGUUAAUUUUGCUCUCGAUACCUCAAUAAUUCAUGCUUUCUCUCCGUAGAAAGUUCACUCACGGCAUCCUUUUAGCUGAUAGGGAACAGGAUGAGUGUUAGUGGUUCUGUCGGAGUGUAGCUAGCUACCAUUGCUGAAGACACUGAAGAUAUGACACACUGAGGCUACGUCCCAAAUGGCACCCUAUUCCCUAUUUAGUGCACUACUUUUGACUAGAGGCUUAUGGGCCCUAGUCAGGCUUUGAUCAAAAGUAGUGCACUAAGUAGGGAAUAAGGUGGCAUUCAGGACUUUACCUCAGUGUGACCUGGUCAAAAGUAGUGCACUAGAUAGAGAAUAGGGAGCCAAUGAGACCCUGACUCAUCCUCUUGGGUCUUGUUCUAGGAGAGGCACCUGGACCCGAGCCAGCACUGCCUGCGUUUGAUGAGGCUGGUGGGUCAGGACACAGAGACCAUCUCCCCAGCGCGCACAGACCCACUACGAGACCUGGUGAGGCCCCGGCCGUACAGUCUCUAUGGGAAAACACAGGAUCCAAUCACUGAUACAAGCAUUCAUCAAUUUAUUCAGUCACUCAUUGUGUUAUCUCUGAGUCAAUACUGUGUCAACUUGCUACAUUUCAAGAUUCAACCAUAAUCCACACAUUUAUUUGAAUAUAGUUUCAGUGAUAUCUGGCCUCUUUAGUACGCACAUUGAGGUAUGUGAUGAGUAUUUUUUCACUCUUCUAUGUGCUUUUUCUGAACAGGUGUAUGAAGAGCUUGAGGUCUUCCCACUCAAUGUUUUCACCAUACAACUGUCCCGCCCUGACACAGCAGUGGACUUUGGUGAGUAGGGAUCCUGUGAAAAGGAGAUUGUGUGUCUGUGUCUGUGUGUGUGUUUGCAGGUACGUGUUUGUUUGUGUAUCUGUGUGUGUUUGCGGGAAAGAGCACAUUUACACUUGGGUUGUGUUAUUACAGUAUAAUUUCAUGUAUUACUCUGUUUUAACCUCUGAUCUCUCUCGCUUGUAGGCUUUGCUGUGACAGGCCAUGUAGACGGAGCCAGGAAGAGCCAUGUCUAUGUGAGUGAGGUCAACCCAGAGGGACUGGCUUUCACUAAGGGUACGUCAAUUCAUCUUUAUAAUACAUUUGACAAAUAUACUGACUUUGUAUCAGAGAUAGAACAAUACAGUAUUGAUGUAUUUUACUUAAGAGUACAUAGUGGUGUGCCGGGGCUGGGGUAGUGGUAGUGCUGCCAUACCCGGACCACACAUUUCCCCCUGGAGGCAGCGGUUCAAUCCCCUGUUCCGCCUCUCACUUUCUAUCCAUCCCAUCUAUCUCCCCAUCCCAUACAUGUCUAUCUAUAAAAAUGUUCAAAAGGACAUGGAAUUCCAUUCUCAUUUAGAAAGAGGCCAUAGUGGUCAACACUUUGAGGAGAUAACUGUCUGAUUGAUUGAUGUGUCCUUCCCUCAGGUCUGAGAGCGGGGGAUGAGAUCCUGGUUCUGAAUGGGACCAGUGUGUCCAAUCUGGACCUGGGGCUGAUGCACCUGUUGUUCAGCCACCAGAUCCUCCACAUACUGCUUAGACGAGAGGAGCAAAUCCCUGACGACCACACCUCUGUCUGGCCCGACUGUGAGCCCUGGCAGCCAGCACCACCGCCACCCAGCCACUGUGUCUGGCCUACAGGUAGAGACUACAACUUUGUAUUUACACCACUUCUUGAUACGGGCUACGUCCCAAAUGGCACACUAUUCCCUUUAUAGUGCACUACUUUUGACUAGGGCCCAUAGACCUCUGGUCAAUUGUAGUGCACUAUGUAGAGAACAUGAUACCAUUUGGGACGCAGCCUUCCCACAGAUACAAUUCUUUAGACCCAAAAAUAUGUUGUGUUUUGGAAAUUGCGGGUAUUAUUGAGUUACUAGAUAUUUUUUUACCUGUUCCAAACUUCGCAUUACAUUUGGUUUACUGUCUGGAGGGCAUUGUGUUUUCUCACCGCGUAUACGUUUUAUUUCUCACCACUAGAGGGCCUCAGGCCAAAGUGUUCUCCAGCCUUUGUAUCUUGUAGUACAGAACCAGUGAGUCUACCACAACAUCAUGUUGAGGGGAAUGCCAUGCUACCCUGCCAAUGCCCCAGGGUGAUAAGGCCUGGAUGGAGACAUUAAAAUGCCUCAUGCUGAUUCAAUUAAGACAAUGUGAAGAGAGCUGGCAAAUUUCACUGGGCAGCACAGCACGGUCAUUGUUGGAAUGGCCACAUGCUAUUUAUAAAACCAUGGCAGUACAAUCAUAAUUGUCUUGAUUACAUUACGCAAUAUUGAUUCAUUGUGUGUAGUGUAAGGAUGUGUGUGCGUGUGUGUUUUUACUUUAAAAAGCAUGAUACUGUUAUUCCUGUUGGUGUGAUGCCAAGUAAGCUGUGCAAGACCCCGGGGAGAGGGGGAGUGAGGCCAAAUGAAUUGCUCCUACCUGCUGGGCUUGUAGUGAAGCCAGAUCAAUGCUGGUUGACACCAGUCAGGUGCACUUAACCUGUAAAACUGCCUCCAGUGCUCUAACCAGGAAUUCUCUCGCAGCACCUGUAGAUGUGUGUGUGUGUGUGUGUGUGGGGGGGGGGGGGGUUACUGUGUGUGAGUGUGUUUCCUUUGGUCCAUCUCUUUAAUCAUACUGACCUGUCUGCUUCUCUCUCAGAUAUGCCACUACCCCAGGAGCUUCCAGAGAGCUCUGUAGCGGCUCCCUUUGAUGAGGUGUCACAACAAUCACGACCCGCUGAUGAGAUGGAGCAGCUCGGCCAGGUGAGAUGGAGGGCUCUAUUUUCAACUGGCAUUAAGCCAGCGCAAUUUUCAAAUGUAUGUUGGCAAUUUCGAACCGGCGCUCUGCCAUUUUCAAACACUUGCGCCAGGAUUGGUAAACCUGUCUUAUAUGAACAGGGUGGAAGGGGUGUCAAUAUCUGAGGUGUGUCCUUAAAAACGUGCGCCAAAGUGCCAAUUUCAAAGUGCUAACCAAAAGCUGUUCUUAGCGGUAACGCGGGUUGGUUAUGGCAUGGAUUUUGACAGCAGAAGCGCAGCCUAUUCAUCCGUGAUGUACAGUGCCUUCAGAUGUAGGAUCUAAAUUGGCUACAGCAGCAAAAGAAUCCUGCAGAAACAGGAAAUGUGAAUGAUAAUUAAUGGACAUUUUUUGUAGGGGUUGAUACAUUGUUCGUCAGGGCAAAUCAUGUCUGACAUUUUAAAGUGGAAAUUACAAACUUUAGAAGCCUUUUUAAACCUCGAAUACACUACAAGUUUGCAUUUCCUGCUGUGCAGGACAAUUCUCAACAACAAAUGAGUGAUCAAAUUGAGGUCCUACAUCUGUAUAUGCGUAUGGAACAAGAGAGAUAUUAUUUUUGUAGGCUACAUGUCCAUAUGCCUAUCAUGGAAAGAGAGAUGAGCUGAUGCCGGUGACCCUAUUUAGAAACAUUUCAGUUAUAGGCUACCCUUACCCUACAAUAACAGAAGCUGGUUCAACAGCAAUGCGUCGGUUGUAUUUCUUAUCCUGGCCAUGCAUUAGCCAAGUAGCUAACUAUCCAUAAAAGGUUUCUAAAUGGUCUACUCCUGAGGCUUUUGCAAUCAUGCUUUUGCAUUAUUCACAAUUCACAUAGGCCUACCUGCAGUGUAUACUCCAUUCGGCUUGUAUCCAUCCCCAUUUCCAAAGAGCACCUCUUGUCUGGUUACCAAAGACGCACUCCAUCAAACAUAUUCAAAUUAUUCAGUCCUAUAACACCAUAUCAACAGCAGGCCUAGGCUAUUUCUUGCUUAUUGAGAAUGUGCCUCACACAUGCAAUACAAUUUACGGGAGCCUAGUAUUUUUUUAUUUGAGGAGAAGUGCGAUGUAGGCCUAUACUUGUUGAAGCCAAUUUCAACUCUCCUAACAUAUUGAGCAAACACUGAUAUAUUUUGUUACUGUUGUUAUUAGGCUACUAGUUACUGCAGCCUAUGCUAUUUAAUAAACUGUAGUAGCAAUCCACAAUGGACUAUGAUGAGAAUAUUCCGUACCCCGAGCCGAAUUGGAGUUCAUGACAACGUAAAGACUGUCAAUAACCUACAGAACUUGAGACAACGGCAUGCAGUAUUAAGCCAUGAAAAGCGUUGAUUGGCCAGUGAAUGGCCAAGCCCUCGUCACACCUCCAAUUUAUUAAUUAAUCUAAACCCAGCACUUUCACGCCACCGCCAGCUAUUGUGCUCAUAAUUCCCGCUGUGAAGAUAGCAAAAAAUAUUUCUGACACACCCCCAACCUAUAAUGCUACCGCCAGAGAUUUACCAUUGCGUUAGGUUUGUAAAAAUAGAGCCUGGAGUAAAUUAAAUAAAAAUAAAUUGGUCAUUUAGCAGACGCUCUUAUCCAGAGCGACUUACAGGAGCAAUUAGGGUUAAGUGCCUUGCUCAAGGGCACAUCGACAGAUUUUUCACCUAGUCUGCUCGGGGAUUAGAACCAGCGACCUUUCGGUUACUGGCACAACGCUCUUACCACUAAGCUACCUGCCGGAGUGUGUGCGUGUGCGUGUGCGUGCGUGUGUGUGUGUGUGUGUGUGAAAAUCCAAGUUUAUUGGUUGCGUACAGAGAUUUGUAUAUGUUAUCGCAGGGUGCAGCGAAAUGCUUAUGUUUCUAGCUCCAACAGUGCAGUAAUAUCUAUCAAUGUGUGUGUGUCAGUGGAGUUUUAAGAGCAGUGAGUGGUGUGUUUGAUCACAUGCCGUGUGUUGGUGAUCAGGGGUUACUCUGUGGUGAUCAGGACAUCUGCUAAAAUGAGAUGAGGUGCCAGGAGAGUACUGGCUCAGGUUCAAGCCCAGGUCAUACACGCCUGCCCUGCCAUGGCCUCACCAGGUGACAACAACACCAUCACACUGUAUCAACUGGUAUCAAUAACUAUUGGCUUAGAACAAUGGCCUGAGAGAGAAGAGUCCCUCACUUCAGGAAUUCACUCACAUCAAAUGACACUGCCUUAGGGUGUCGACGAAUGGUGGCGAUUCAACCCGUAGAAUCAUUGCGAAAUGGACAGAAAAUGGCGGCCGAUGUUGUGUGGUCAGAGGCGAUAGAAUGGCCGCCCGCUGCACAUUACUGACAUUUGAAUUGGUCUGUCAUGUCCUUUAGAUUUGAAGGCAGUUGCUGCAAAUACAAUAUCCUCCAUUACUCGAAGUCCAUAAUUCCCUUCCUCUGCUUUAACUUGAAAUCCCCUCGGGCCAACUGUCUUUCCCAGCCAGCUAACGCCUCCCUCCCUGCCUCCUCCAAGGCUCCUAAAGCCCACAGACACUCCAAGCCCUGUCAGCACACAUGACCCUGAGUAGACUGCUAAUCCAAUCCAUGCUUACUACCUAAGUGUGUGUGACAGAUAAAUAUAUUGAGAGAGAGAGAGAGAGAGAGAGAGAGACAGAGAGAGAGACACAGAGAGAGAGAGAGAGAGAGAGAGAGAGGUGUAGUACGACAAACUGCAGGCUUACUCCCUAAGUGUGUGUGACAGAGAAAUAUAUUGAGAGAGAGAGAGACACAGAGAGAGAGAGAGACACAGAGAAAGAGAGAGAGACAGAGAGAGAGAGAGAGACACACAGAGAGAGAGAGAGAGAGGUGUAGUACGACAAACUGCAGGCUUACUCCCUAAGUGUGUGUGACAGAGAAAUAUAUUGAGAGAGAGAGAGAGACACAGAGAGAGAGAGAGACACAGAGAAAGAGAGAGAGACACAGAGAGAGAGAGAGAGACACACAGAGAGAGAGAGAGAGAGGUGUAGUACGACAAACUGCAGGCUUACUCCCUAAGUGUGUGUGACAGAGAGAGAGUGACAGAAAUAAAGAGAGAUAGAGAGUACGGAAAACUCCAGGAAUGAAUGGCUACCAGCGGAUGUCAGAACGCCCAGCCGGGCAUGUAGCAUGUUGUUUCUAUCCAGCUCCACCAACAACAGCCAGAGGUUCACCCCAGGAAAGCAGCCCCGGGCGGCCCAGUCGACCAGGGCUAUGUGCUGGGUGCUGCCCCAGGAGGAUGAGGGCGAGGUGGGGGAGGUGGAAGUGGGGGUGGGAGAUUUCAUCCCUGGGACUUUCACCCUGCCGUCUCUCAGGCAGUCCCUGAAGGACAGGUUGGCCGGGCUGCUGGACGAGGUGGCCUCCUGCGUAGCCUGCGAGCAGGCAGCCGACGGGAUCGCUCUGCUGGUAGUACUGUAGCUACUGUACUGUGGUGUCUCUCUGUAUCGUAGUUACUGUAUUGUCCUGUACUCUCUCUGUGUUUGAGCUGGUGAUGCAUUGGUGCUGUAACUAGUGUUGCAUUGUUUUGAUUUGAUGUUGUUGCCUAGAAACAAUCGUUUUUUUAAUGCACUGUUUUUACUGUUGAGGUCUUACUGUAGUUAUAAGAUACAUAGGCUACACGCUCAUGUGAGACACACAGAGAGCAAAUGUUACGGGAAGUAAUAAGCCCAUAAAUAUUAAUGCUUAGAAUAUUUUUCACCUUCUCUGUCCACCCUUGCUUCUAGUUCAAAGGGUAUUUUAAAGCUGGAUUGCAGCACAGCACAAUAAUCCUAACCAGGGGAUUUAUCAGUUUGUCAGCACUUUAUUAUUGCCUGACAGGAGACAUUAUGAUGACAAAUGAACAAAGCCAUGGCUGGGGAUCCUUUCUGUUUUAUCUGCUACUGAGGGUCGCCUUGGGCCGUGUGUGUGUUCACCACUGAUUAUUCUACCUUUCUUUGAGAGCGUGAAAGUGUGGUGUCAUAUGGAUGGAUGGGAAGUCUGUGAUGUGAAAUGCUUGUUCAUAAAUUUGACACCAGAUUAUUUGUUUGAUACCUCGCUGCUAGACGCUCUCUCUCAUGUCUUAUGAAAAACUGUCGACAAAAUAAGUAUUUUCUAAUUUAAUCUAAUUGAUUAAUUGAGGUUGAAUCAUUAUUGUAAUAACACAAAUAUCUAAAACUUCUAGAUGACGUGUGCACCCAAAUGACACCCUAUUCCCAAUAGACCAGAGCCCUAUGGCUUAAACCUGGGAUGCAUCUCAAAUGGCACUCUAUUCCAUUUAUAGUGUGCUGGUCAAAAGUAGUGCACUAUAAAGGGUGCCAUUUGGGAUACAGGCCCUGACCCUCUGCACUCUCUGCCUCUCCAAAAAUACAGAGGGAGUGGUUUGACACCCUCUUAAACUACACAAGGGGUUGAUGAUUUAAACUGACUGAUUAUUAAAGGGGAAUGUCAUUCAAAAACUAUAUUUUGGUAUUUAUUUCAUUAUUCCACUGUUGAUACAGUCCCAAAAUGUUUUGCAUGUCAGCAGUCAAGUUGUCAAGAUAUUGUACUUUUAAGAAGAAAUGUGUCUCCAUCCACAUCACGAUGAUGCAAAAUGUUUGAUAGGAUGCAAAAAAUAUUGUGAUAUUCCCCUUUAAGAUUAGGUGCUUGUCACAGUAGAUUCCGAGCUGAAUUGUAAUCUUCACUCCCCUGAGUAAAGGGCAGUCAUUUGAUAUUCAGAGCUGAAAUUAGAAUAUAUCCUAACUCAUCUCUCUUCUGUUUCCUUCAGAAUGUGGAGACGGUGUGCUCGCUGUACCAGACCUUCCCAGAGGGCCGUGGGGCGGUGGUGGUAGAGGGCCAGAGGAACCCGUACUCCAUGGAGCCCCUCGGGCCCCAGAUCCAGAAGCCCCCCUGCCCCAGACACAUGUCUAUCUCUGAGAGGCUCUGUAAGGUCAUACAGGAACUGGUGGACACAGAGAAGUCCUACGUCAAGGUACAUACCUGGCCAUAUUUAUGGUUGUUUUGUAAUAUUUCAAAUACUUCAUAUUUAAUCAUUUCUUUGUAAAUUGUACUUGUAAUUCAACAUGUUGCUGUCAUUUAUACAAUUAUUUGUUAAAUCAUUAAAAAUACAUUAUCAUCUUGAUCAUCAUCAAAGCGUCUCAGAGUAGGAGUGCCGAUCUUGGAUCAGUUUUAGCAUUUUAAAUUGUAAUGACUGGGCAGAGGGGAUCUGAUCUUAUAUCAGCAAUCGUGCUCUGAGACACUUUAUGAAUACGGGUCCUGGUCACUCACAUUCUGCUGCCUUAUCUAAGAGAGUGCUGGAACGUCCUUUCUGGGGAUUUAUAAUUGAUGGUCUCUCUUUAUUAAUGGUAAUUAAUGGUCUCUAAGUGCCUGUUUAUUAAUGAUCUCUAGUAGCAUUUAGUGUAAUGCAUAUUUACCAUCUGCUACUCUAACGCCCAUGUGUCAGGCUGAGGAGAAUUAUGAUUUCUCAGUCGGAUAGUGAUGAUGUCACAGUCUGAUAGUGAUGAUGUCACAGUCUGAUAGUGAUGAUGUUAUAGUCGGAUAGUGAUGAUGUCACAGUCUAAUUAAGUUUCCCCUGUCUGUCCCUUAGGACCUGGGUUGUCUUUUUGACAUUUACCUGACCCCUCUACAGAGUGAGACCUUCCUCAGCCACGACGAGGUACAGCACGAAGGGCGUGCAAUGGAAAAACAUACAUGUAAAAUGUGUAAAUGUAUUUUACAUGUCUAAACACAUGUGAAAUACAAUAACAUUUCAUUAUGGCUUGUUAGUGUGACCGACCAGGGUUGGAACCUGGGUCUCAGGGAAUAAAACGCAAGUGUUCAGAUCUCAGACAAUGCUAACCACCACAUGAGCGUGGUUCCCAACCACCUCUGUUACAUUAGCUGUAAACCUCUUCCCGUCUUCUAUCCUGUACUUUUUGGGCAUUUGAAUUAGCUACAGUGGGGGGAAAAAGUAUUUAGUCAGCCACCAAUUGUGCAAGUUCUCCCACUUAAAAAGAUGAGAGAGGCCUGUAAUUUUCAUCAUAGGUACACGUCAACUAUGACAGACCAAUUGAGAAAAAUAAAUCCAGAAAAUCACAUUGUAGGAUUUUUAAUAAAUUUAUUUGCAAAUUAUGGUGGAAAAUAAGUAUUUGGUCACCUACAAACAAGCAAGAUUUCUGGCUCUCACAGACCUGUAACUUCUUCUUUAAGAGGCUCCUCUGUCCUCCACUCGUUACCUGUAUUAAUGGCACCUGUUUGAACUUGUUAUCAGUAUAAAAGACACCUGUCCACAACCUCAAACAGUCACACUCCAAACUCCACUAUGGCCAAGACCAAAGAGCUGUCAAAGGACACCAGAAACAAAAUUGUAGACCUGCACCAGGCUGGGAAGACUGAAUCUGCAAUAGGUAAGCAGCUUGGUUUGAAGAAAUCAACUGUGGGAGCAAUUAUUAGGAAAUGGAAGACAUACAAGACCACAUGAUCUCCCUCGAUCGCAAGAUCUCACCCCGUGGGGUCAAAAUGAUCACAAAAUGAUCGCAAAAAUCCCAGAACCACACGGGGGGACCUAGUGAAUGACCUGCAGAGAGCUGGGACCAAAGUAACAAAGCCUACCAUCAGUAACACACUACGCCGCCAGGGACUCAAAUCCUGCAGUGCCAGACGUGUCCCCCUGCUUAAGCCAGUACAUGUCCAGGCCCGUCUGAAGUUUGCUAGAGUGCAUUUGGAUGAUCCAGAAGAGGAUUGGGAGAAUGUCAUAUGGUCAGAUGAAACCAAAAUAUAACUUUUUGGUAAAAACUCAACUCGUCGUGUUUGGAGGACAAAGAAUGCUGAGUUGCAUCCAAAUAACACCAUACCUACUGUGAAGCAUGGGGGUGGAAACAUCAUGCUUUGGGGCUGUUUUUCUGCAAAGGGACCAGGACGACUGAUCCGUGUAAAGGAAAGAAUGAAUGGGGCCAUGUAUCGUGAGAUUUUGAGUGAAAACCUCCUUCCAUCAGCAAGGGCAUUGAAGAUGAAACGUGGCUGGGUCUUUCAGCAUGACAAUGAUCCCAAACACACCGCCCGGGCAACGAAGGAGUGGCUUCGUAAGAAGCAUUUCAAGGUCCUGGUGUGGUCUAGCCAGUCUCCAGAUCUCAACCCCAUAGAAAAUCUUUGGAGGGAGUUGAAAGUCCGUGUUGCCCAGCGACAGCCCCAAAACAUCACUGCUCUAGAGGAGAUCUGCAUGGAGGUAUGGGCCAAAAUACCAGCAACAGUGUGUGAAAACCUUGUGAAGACUUACAGAAAACGUUUGACCUGUGUCAUUGCCAACAAAGGGUAUAUAACAAAGUAUUGAGAAACUUUUGUUAUUGACCAAAUACUUAUUUUCCACCAUAAUUUGCAAAUAUAUUCAUUAAAAAUCCUACAAUGUGAUUUUCUGGAUUUUUUUUCCUCAUUUUGUCUGUCAUAGUUGACGUGUACCUAUGAUGAAAAUUACAGGCCUCUCUCAUCUUUUUAAGUGGGAGAACUUGCACAAUUGGUGGCUGUCUAAAUACUUUUUUCCCCCACUGUAUGUACAGUAGAUAAAAAGGUGCCAAUACAGGGUUUCUAAAAAUAAAGAAUCUUCUGUCCUUUGGGUCGUUUCUAACUGUUGUUCUCUCCUCCCUCCACUAGAUGGAGUCUCUGUUUGGCAGUCUGCCUGAGAUGCUGGACUUCCAGAGAGUAUUCCUACACACACUGGAGGAGCGCAUCGCCUCCUCCCCCAACUUCAGCUCUCUGGAGACCCCGGAACAGUUCAAGGUAGAGUCCCCAGUAGUUUGGGGUUGCGUGGCAAAUGGCACCUUAUUCCAUAUCACUGAGUGUUUAAACAUUAAGAACACCUUCCUAGUAUUGAGUUGCACCCCGUUUGUUGCCCUCGGAACAGCCUCAAUUCAUCGGGGCAUUGACUCUACAAGGUGUCGAAAGCGUUCCACACGGAUGCUGGCCCAUGUUGACUCCAAUGCUUCCCGCAGUUUGGAUGGUGGACCAUUCUUGAUACACACGGGAAACUGUUGAGCGUGAAAAAAACAGCAGCGUUGCAGUUCUUGACACAAACCGAUGUGCCUACUACCAUACCUCGUUCAAAGGCACUUUAAUCUUUUGUCUUGCCCUGUCACCCUCUGAAUGGCACACAUACACAAUCCAUGUCUCAAUUGUCUCAAAGCUUGAAAAUCCUUCCUUAACCAGUCUCCUCCCUUUCAUCUACACUUAUUGAAGUGUACAUCAAUAAGGUAUCAUAGCUUUCACCUGGAUUCACCUGGUCAGUCUAUGUCAUGGAACGAGCAGGUGUUCUUAAUGUUUUGUAUACUCAGGGGCUGUGGUCAAAAAGUAGUGUCCUAUAUAGGGAAUAGGGUUUAAUUUGGGACGCAGACUCGAGGUCUAGUGGUAAAGCUUCAAGCUUUAUCAACAGGAUGUUACUUAACCUACUGACUGCAGUGAUAGUCAGCGGUAGGCCUAUUUGACUCUGCAUUCUCUCUUUCUCUCUCUGCAUCCAGAAACUUCUCUUCUCACUGGGCGGCUCCUUCCUCUACUAUGCUGACCACUUCAAGCUCUACAGCGGCUUCUGUGCCAACCACAUCAAAGUCCAGAAGGUUCUGGAACGAGGUAAUGGUGAUUCCUACCUCAUGUACAGUAGAGCUGAAUAUCCCUGCUCAGUUAAUCAUUAAAUGCCAUCUGAAAAGCCAGUGCAAAGGCAGAAAAGCAAUGCCUGCAUCAAAGCCUGCUUUAAGUCCUCAUUUCCUGUUUACAGCAAAGACGGACCGGGCUUUCAAGGAGUUCCUGGGAGCGAGGAACCCCACCAAGCAGCACUCGUCCACCCUGGAGUCAUACCUCAUUAAGCCAGUCCAGAGGGUGCUCAAGUAUCCCCUGCUGCUCCGAGAGCUGGUCUCCCUCACUGACUCCGAAAGCGAGGAGCACAGCCACCUCACAGGUAGGACUACAUAUGGGGGCUUAUGUGUGAGCACGCAUAGACACACACAGGGACAUGCACAUACACACACACACACACAGAAACCAUAAGACCCACAGACAGCAGUCUUUCCAGGUUUGUCUGAUGUGUUAGGGGUGAGCUCUAUUGACGUGUACCUCUCUGUGUGUCUAUCCGUCUCCGUCCUUCAGAGGCCCUGAGAGCCAUGGAGAAGGUGGCCAGCCACAUCAAUGAGAUGCAGAAGAUCUAUGAGGACUACGGCUCUGUGUUUGACCAGCUGGUGGCAGAGCAGAGUGACCCUGAGAAAGAGGUACAGUACAGUAAUCACCACCACACAUAACUGACAAAUGAAACUAUAAUACUGAUAUUAUUGAUUAUAUGAAUAUUGGAUUCUAUUAAUUCAAGUAAUUGUAUGAAUUAUAUGAAUGUACUCAUUGUAGAGCGAGUUCAUUAGAGGAAGCUCCUCCACCAACAGCCUCCCAGACUAAGUGCCCUCCUCUCCCCUCUCCCCUCUCCAGGUAACAGAGAUCUCCAUGGGGGAGUUCCUCAUCCACUCCUCUUUAAAGUGGCUCAACCCUCUCCCCUCUCUGGGACGCAUGAGGAAAGACCCUGAACUGACGCUGUUCGGUGAGUGGGGCUUUUUACAAUGACGAGUUGAAUCAGAAUUACUUGACAGGAUGAUGUCAACAUUUUCAUCCUUAUUACAACAAUCAAGAAGUAUCGGACUAAAAUCGAGUUGCUCCUGCCUCUGUCCUCAGUUUUCAAGAGAGCAGUGAUUCUGGUGUACCGUGAGAGCAGCAAGAUGAAGAAGAGGACGGUGAGUUUCACUCUGCUCAAACACACCUCUCCCGAUAACUUUAUGUUGAACACUGGAUAUCACACAAGUUCUAAUGCGUGUGAACAUUUUGGUUUCUUUGUAUGCUACAGACCACGUCACGCUCCGACCAGGACCCCUUCAAGUUCCGCUGGCUCAUCCCAGUGUCGGCGGUGCAGGUCCGUCUGGGGAACACAGCAGGAACAGAGAACCCUUGUGUCUGGGAGCUGGUCCAUACCAAGUCUCAGGUGGAGGGGAGACCAGAGACCGUAUUCCAGCUCUGCAGCAGGUGAGAGAUUACAUGAAAAUGAUAGAGAUAAUGGAUGUUUUAAAGAUCAUGAAAACAAAAUAUAUACUGUAUAUUUUAAUUAACAGGGCAUGGCCUAAUUGACUUGAUCUCAUAUAUGGGUAUUUUUCAGUGGUUUGGAGAAUAAGGCCAGUGUAGUGAAAGCUCUUCGUUCCCUUCGAGACUGUACCCGGAGGCCUCUCCUAUCAGAGAGGGGUUCUAGAGAGCACCUAGGCUCCCUCCGCAGGACCCAGCCUGCACCUGUCAGAGACAGCUCCUGGAGGAGAAGACAACAGCGCCAAUCAGAGGCCAGGAGGACUGCAGGCCACCAGCACCACUCAGAUGACAGCAGUGUGUCCAGCGGCGGCCCCUACCCCGGUCCAGGAGACACCCACUCGGAGCCCCAGCUCCCCAGCCGCUCCUCCACGGGCCUCCCUAGCCUGGAAGGCACCACACUGGGCAAGAGGGCCUGGCUGUGCUCCCUGACCAGCACCCUGGAAGCCCAGCUCCAGAGACUCAACUUCACAGAGGAGGCAGGGCCGAGGAGAACUGGGACCCAGCAGGAGCACCUCAGACAGGGGGUUCCCCAGCCCCACCAGCCCCACCCUGCUGCCCAGAGGAGGGUGGGCAGUCUACAGGGGGGCCAGGGGAGGCAGUGUCCAGGGAGGCAGGAUAAUGACUCCCAGUGUGUGGACCUCAACGCCCUACUAGGGAGGGACUUCAGUGUGCAGAGCCUGACCUCUGUGGUCAACGAGGACUGCUUCUACGAUACGGUCAUGGGAAUUCAGAAGGCUGCCAUUCCAACACUAUAGGGCCCCUAGAAGUUGCCCCUAGAAGCUGAUCUUGGGUCAGUUUUGCAUUUCCCCCACUAAUGGUUAAGGUUAAGAUUGGGGGACAGGAAGUUGAUCCUGGAUCUGUAACCUAGGGGAAACUUCACCCCGGAGAACUGAUGAACACCCGUCUAGGCUCUUAUCACACUGACUACAUUAGAGCCUGGUCCAGGUGCUAUGGACUAAAGGCUGAAUCUCCUUAAUGUGCUUACUCUGACUCUGGUGAGUAGGCUUUGACUGAAGAACUGCGCUCUGAUCACAGUUACUUGACUUGGACUUAAUCCUUUUAGCUCCUAGUGGAGCGAAGGCCUUAAGGUCCCACAGUUACACACCGUCACAGUGCAUAUGUAAAUGGGAGCCCGUUGGACUCUCCUGUCUGUCCCUUGUUUUACUGCACUCUAUAAGCUAUAAACACAGUUAGCUACAUUCAAUAGCAUUCCUUUCACUUUUUUUCUACUUAAUCUUGUUUGUAAAUAUAAUGCAGUAUCUCAAUCACGAGUAGCUUUCUAUUUUCUUGGCUUUUUUGACAAAAGCAGUUGUUAGUUCAAGACUGGAAUUGCUUGAUAAAAAAUAAAUAAUGAUAUUCUGAGUUUUAUUUUUAACCUUGUUACUAUUUAUAUUUUCUCUCGAUAUUAUUUUGUUCAUGUGUUAAUUUCCACAUAAAAACUAAGAUUAAGUGUCACGUUUCUAUUUAAUUUAUCUUAUUAAGUUAAAGCAAAAUCCCUUUUAAAGCUCUUUCAUAUUUCAAGUGAUUUGAUGUAUCACUUUAAGAAUUCAAGACCUUAGGACUAUAAGGUUUUAUCUGCACAAAGCUCAGUUCUGAGAUAUCAACUGAGCACCAACAUUUUCACAUCUCAGAACUGUUUUGUAGUGAAUGAUUCUUUCAUAACCCAUUAAGGUCCUCAUCUAAAGGUACCUAAAGUGCAGAGUAUCCGAAUCCUAAGACAUUUGUAAAUCUGUUUUUUUUAGGAGGUGCAAUCGCAGAUAGAACCGUAUGGCUCUGAAAUGUCAAUCUGUGUUCAGCCAUAAGGUUCUGUCUGCACAGAAUGUUAAAAUUAGUUGAGUUUCAAUAGAAAAUUACAGACAUUUAAUGAUCAAAUAAAGAGAAUACCCUUCUUUCUUUCUCAUCAGAUCAUCAAAUAUGUUAAUUCAUGUUCAUCACACAUUUGUUAAAGCCAUAGUUCCUUAAAAUGACAAGGACGUUAUAUCCUAUGCAUAACUAGCAACAUUGCUAAAGCUUAGCUCUGAAUGAGUAAACUGAUGUAUUUUUCUGGUCUCUGACACCUAAAGUCAGUAAACUACUUGCUAUUAAUCAAUCAAAUGUGGUAAGUUUGUAAUUUUGGUGAAAUACCCCUUCCAUGGUUUUCGUAUUGAUAUAGAACAAGACAAAAACAGCAAUGCCUCUCCUGUGAGCCUUAGACAUGCUCUAAGGCACCUGUAUUUAUUUGUUUUUACCAUAAAAAGCUUACAUUAUGGCCAUUCUUCUGGAAAAGUGGUGAAAAAAAAUCUAACUAAUUGAAAUAGAGGACCAGAACCUAUGAUUAUGAAUAAUCAAGGACUUGGUACAAUAAAGUUAUAUCUGCAAAAUGUAUAGUUUUGAGAUUAUGAGAAUUUUUAAAUCCCAGAUCUCAUAACUGUUUUGUGAUGUCUUCCUCUUUCAUUACUAUAUAUACUAGUAUAUCACCUUACAUACAAUAAUGUUUUAUUGACAACCCAGCAUUGUGUGAUUGGAUUGCUGAUAGAACCAUAUAGCACCAAGUUAAAAGGUGUUUGUGCAGAUAUAACUUUCUGAUGUAAAGGACCACCUAAAGAGCAACUCUAUAUGAAUAACACUUUUUUUUAACCAAAAUGUCAGAUAACCUUAUAGUCCCAAGGUCACAAAUUGUUGAAAUGUUUGUUAUCAUUAUUCAGAAUUAGCUGAACUGUAAUUUCUUCUCUAAUAAUGUAUAUUCUUUUCAUAUACUUGACAUUGUACAGGUAACGUAAAAUGAUGUAAUAUUUAAUUUAAAAAACUGUCUCUUACACUGGAGUUGUCCUGAUUGAUAGAUAAUAGAUGCUUUGUAAUUAGGUUAUUGGCUAAUCAAGGUCUUAUCCACUAGACACCAAACGGAAGAAAACUGACUGAAACGGGGACCACCUACCUGAACUUGACCAAGAACAAACUCUCAUUUUUGUUGCAAAACGUUUUCUCUUGCAAAAUGUUUCGCUACGGUUUGCUACGGCACUAAUAUAUACUGAAUGAGAGAAUACAUUAGAAAUUCUGAGUGGUACAGAAGAAGAGCGUAAAGAAAGAGGCAAAAUAUUCGUACACUUUCUUUCUUCUUACUGCUCCAUCCAUUAGCUAGAGGGAGGUAGGGCCCAAAUGUAGACUUUGGAGCCCUGGACCAGAGCUAGUCACAACAACCACAGCCACACCACAGAGACUGUAGGGCUAUGGACCAGAGCUAGUCACAACAACCACAGCCACACCAAAGAGACCGUAGGGAUAUGGACCAGAGCUAGUCACAACAACCACAGCCACACCAAAGAGACUGUAGGGAUAUGGACCAGAGCUAGUCACAAUAACCACACCAUAUAAAUGUAGCUGCAGCAUCCUUUGCCCAAGCCUCAGUUUGGUGUGUGACUCACACAGAUUCUUCGUCCUUCAGACAGUGGAGUUCAGGCUCUGGUGAAUACAGACACUGUAGCUAGCUAGCGCAGGGCGAGAGCUUUUUUAUUCAGUCUAUCAGCACCAACACAAUGAGUCAUAAUUGCUGGCCCUCUUUCCAGGUCUUUUUGUUCACAGGUCUAUGGGCGAUGUUAAUCAUGUGUAUGUGUAGGGUGUCAGCCAGUCUUUGUCACAUAAAAUGGAGGAAUGGAGGGAGUAGUAGAAAUUAAAAGGGGAGGAGAUUUUUUUUCCUCUCAGUUGGUGCAGUUCUCUAAGGGGGGAAUGUCCUUGGUCACUGUAGAUACAGUACCAGUCAAAAGUUUGGACACACAUUUUAGUCAUUUAGCAGACACUCUUAUCCAGAGCGACUUACAGUUAGUGAGUACAUACAUUUUCAUACUGGCCUCCCGUGGGAAUCGAACCCACAAUCCUGGCAUUGCAAACUCCAUGCUCUACCAACUGAGCUACACGGGACCUACUCAUUCCAGGGUUUUUCUUUAUUUUUACUAUUUUCUACAUUGUAGAAUAAUAGUGAAAACAUCAAAACUAUGAAAUAACACAUAUGGAAUUAUGUAGUAACCAAAAAAGUGUUAAACAAAUCAAAAUAUAUUUUAUAUUUGAGAUUCUUCAAAUAGCCACCCUUUACCUUGAAGACAGCUUUGCACACUCUUGGCAUUCUCUCAACCAGCUUCAUGAGGUAGUCACCUGGAAUGCAUUUCAAUUAAAAAGUGUGCCUUCUUAAAAGUUAAUUUGUCAAAUUUCUUUCCUUCUUAAUGCGUUUGAGCCAAUCAGUUGUGUUGUGAUAAGGUAGGGGGGUAUACAGAAGAUAGCCAUAUUUGGUAAAAGACCAAGUCCAUAUUAUGGUAAGAACAGCUCAAAUAAGCAAAGAGAAACAACAGUCCAUCAUUACUUUAAGACAUGAAGGUCAGUCAAAACGGAUAGUUUCUUCAAGUGCAGUCGCAAAAACCAUCAAGCGCUAUGAUGUAACUAGCUCUCGUGAAGACCGCCACAGGAAUAGAAGACCCAGAGUUACCUCUGCUGCAGAGGAUAAGUUCAUUAGAGUUACCAGCCUCAGAAAUUGCAGCCCAAAUAAAUGCUUCACAGAGUUCAAGUAACAGACACAUCUCAACAUCAUCUGUUCAGAGGGGACUGUGUGAAUCAGACCUUCCUGGUCGAAUUGCUGCAAAGAAAUCACUACUAAAGGACACCAAUAGAAGAAGAGACCUGCUUGGGCCAAGAAACACGAGCAAUGGACAUUAGACCGGUGGAAAUUUGUCCUUUGGUCUGGAGUCCAAAUUUGAGAUUUUUGGUUCCAACCGCUGUGUCUUUGUGAGACCCGUGUGGGUGAACGGAUGAUCUCUGCAUGUGUGGUUCCCACUGUAAAGCAUGGAGGAGGAGGUGUUAUGGUAUGGGGGUACUUUGCUGGUGACACUGUCUGUGAUUUAUUUAGAAUUCAAUGCACACUUAACCAGCAUGGCUACCACAGCAUUCUACAGCGAUUCACCAUCCCAUCUGGUUUGGGCUUAGUGGGACUAUCAUUUGUUUUUCAACAGGACAAUGACCCAACACACCUCCAGGCUGUGUAAGGGCUAUUUUACCAAGAAGGAGAGUGAUGGAGUGCUGCAACAGAUGACCUGGCCUCCACAAUCCCCCGACCUCAACCCAAUUGAGAUGGUUUGGGAUGAGUCGGACCGCAGAGUGAAGGAAAAGCAGCCAACAAGUGCUCAGCAUAUGUGGGAACUCUUUCAAGACUGUUGGGAAAGCAUUCCACUUUUGACUGGUAGUGUACAGUCUUGGCUCUAAAGGUCCUCUGUAGCUCAAUUGGUAGAGCAUGGUGCUUGUAACACCAGGGUAGUGGGUUCGAUCCCCGGGACCACCCAUACAUAAAAAUGUAUGCACACAUGACUUUAAGUCGCUUUGGAUAAAAGCGUCUGCUAAAUGGCAUAUUAUUAUAAAGGAUGAGACACAGCAUUCCUGGGCCAGAUGCAAAAGAAAGACAGACAUGCAGACGGUUUGACAGACAGGCGAAUGGACACACACACACACUCAGGAGAUGGAGAGUUUUAAGGUCUUUGAGUAACAGAUUGCUUUAAAGGGAAAACAGGAGGCUGUGUGUGAUGGCAAGCCGGUCCAGUUCCUGUUGCCACAGUAACACUUUUGUGAAGGGCCAUAAACACAGCCCACUCCACACACACACAUAAAUUCAACAUGAGCCUCCACCCCCUGAACAUACUGCCACACUACCGCCUGACAGCCUGAGGAGAGAGGGAACACACUUCAGUAUGCCUACUGCUUACUCUUCACAAAAAAAGGCCUUGGAAAAGAAGUAAAUGUUGGUCUCAGCAGUGGGUGGAUUAAAGGAGGAGUGGAUGACAGAGGAAUGGGCAAUGGCUGAAUGUGGAUCUAUCUCUGAGGGCAGAGUGCAGAAGGACUGGAGGCUGGGCUCCACAGAUACCACAGCCCACUGACACACUGUUGAAGGCAGUGCCUGGACCUCCUCCUCCUCUCAGAACUCCCUCUGCCUGCCUACUACAGCACCACUAGACUCUCUUGUCUGUCAGCCUCGUGCUCUUUUUUCUACCCAGAACAAUAGAGGGGGAUUGCCGUUCCACAAAGACCACAGCAGAAGCAACACAGACCAACAGACAGGCAGGCAGGUGUGCUCUGCUCUCUGGCAUGCUCCAACGCAGCUGGGUCUCUUCAGCCAUUAGUGGAUCAGCCGACUCCUGCCUCCUGCCAUUCUUAGAUGAUAUGACUGGGAUCCUCCUGGACCUACAGCGCAAAGGGAAGGGAACUCUGCCGCUACCUCGCCAA